CAAGCUAUGAUCAAAAAUAAAAAAAUUAAAAAAAUCAUGAGUUAGCUUUUGUUGAAUGUUGAAUCGGGAAAAGACCUAUCUAAAUAAUAAGCGGGGUUUUCUAUCCUGAUGCUACUUGUGGACUUCUUGUACUUGUUUAUCGGAAGUAUAUUUCUUUUUGGAAUAAUAUCAGCAGAGUCGCGAAUUUAUGUAGUGCGCAAUCAACCAUUUGAUGGACUUGUAGAUAGUUUCCAAGAUGCUGUCAGCGUUUUUGGACCUGAAAUUUUUCACAGAGAUGGUUAUCUUGUAGUCGCAAAGCCAGCUGAUGCUUGUACUGAUAUUCAACCACCUCCAUCAAACUUCAGUGGACAAGAUGUCAACAGAAGUGCACCUGUCGUUUUCAAUUCAUAUUUUGCCUUGAUAAGACGUGGGAAAUGUGAUUUCGAUUUAAAGGCAUGGAAUGCUCAACAGAAAGGUUACAGAGGAGUUAUAGUUUACAAUACAGUUGAUGGAAAAAUAUUUCCGAUGAAUGGUCGAAAAUACGUUAACCUAAUUACCAUCCCAUCUGUCAUGGUGGAUAAAAGUGCCGGGCUGAAGUUAAUGCGUUAUUCCGUUGAUAACAAUUCAAAGGAGUUUAUGAUAAAUAUGGUCAGCUUUUAUGGUCUACCGUUGAAAUAUGUACUUCUUGCACUACUGAUUGUUGUUGGCAUUUCACUGUUAAUCCUUGUGAUUUCAUUUGUUAUUCAUUUGUGCCGAUUUUGGCGUCGAAUUAAUCGUGGUCGUCUGUCACGACGACAUUUACGUCGGUUGGUUAUUAAACGCUUUGCCAAAGGUUUGGAUCCAUAUGAUGUAUGCUCAAUUUGCUUGGAAGAUUAUGCUGAACGUGAUAAACUACGCUUAUUGCCUUGUCAACAUGCUUUUCAUAUGAAAUGCAUAGAUCCUUGGCUGUUAUGCAAUCGUCGACGUUGUCCAAUAUGUAAUCAAAUAGUCCAACUACCAGGUGCACCUGCUAUGCCUGAUGAAAGUGAUGUCGAGGUGGUGAAUGAUAAUGAUCGAUUAGCAUCUAUCCCAAGACGAUUGUAUAAUUUUAUCAGACGUCGUAAUAGUUAUGAUCGUGAUAAUCGACGGGCGUCUGUAGAAUCUCAACAGUCUAAUGGACAUUAUGAAGCUGGUGAAGAAAGAACUCCGUUACUCUUCAAUACAGGGAGUACAGUUGAAUGUCAUACUUGUAAUGAUGAUACUGGUAUGCAUAAUUCUUAUCUAGAAUCAAGGCAUCCUAAAACAACACAAUCAUCGUUUCGUCAAGUUGAUGAUGAAGAUGAUGAGCUGGUUGAUGUUAAAUCAUCACCAACAUCAUCAUCGUCAGGUCGUUCGAGUUCCAGUCCACCAGCUAUUGAAUCUCAAAGUCUAUGCAAUAAUAAUGAUAAUAAUAAUUGCAAUGAGACAAUGAAUAUCUCAUCUUCAACUUCAUCGAGUCAUUUAUUGCCUAAUGUAAUAAAAUCUACCAGUCCACAAUCACUAUCACCAUCAGUACAACCAGGUGAUAGUAAUCAAGGCACAGGUGUCUUAUCUUCAUCUCCUCAAAAUAAUUCUACAUUAGCGCCAAAUGUUUCAACUACAACAGUUACAUCAUCAACUCCAACAACAACGGCAACAACAACAAGGGAUGAUUCUGGCGAGGAUGAUCUAUUACUAACCGAUGUAAAUGUGAAGACUGCAUAGGUUGGUUGACCUGCUCACCUAUUCACAAUAACAUACAUGAACACUCUGUGUCUGUGUUUAUCGUUUGUUUGUUUGUUUGUCGGUUUGUUUAUCUCAUUUAUGCACACACACCCACACACACACACACGAAGUAAACAUUGACAUUUUGAUCAUUAUUCAUAAUUUUAAACUUGUUUGUGAUAAAGAGAUGUGGGUGAUGUCAUAAAGUAACAAGGUGGUCAACGUAUUCUCGUCUAUACCACACACACACACAAAUACACACAAACUGACAUACAAUUACUAACUAGACAUAAUGACUUUCAUUUAUUGUUUAUUCAUUAUUAUUACCAUUAUUAUUAUUAUUAUUAUUAUUAUUAUUAUUAUUACUGUUAUUUUUCUAAUUGAUAUUGUAAUUUUCCCCUGGUACACAUAUAUAUGCAUUAUCGAUUUAUCACCAAAAUGUGACCAAUAUAUAUUUGAUUGCACCGAUUAUUGUGUAUGCUCGCCUUGCUCACAAUGUGUUUUGAGUGAAUGCAAACCAUUCAUUAUUGCGCGUGCGUGCGUGUAUGCUUGGGCGUGUGUGUGUGUGUGUGUGUAUGAGAGCAUCGUCAACUUAAUCACUGGUAGUGACUGAUUGAUUCACUCUCUCAUAUUUUAACAGUUUACAAUUUGAGGAAUAUCUUAUUUUUUAAUUAAUUUUUUUUGUUGUUGCUUAGUUGUGAUUAUUUGUUUGUUUGUUUUUAUAUUUGCUUGAUGUUGUUGUUGUUAUUGUUGUUUGUAAAAUUUUGUCAAUUGGUUGGUUCAUAAGAGUGAGUACUUUUCGAGUUCUCCUUUGAGUUUACCAUUAUAUAUAUACGUAUAGUUCAGUGUUCUAGUUUGUUUGUAUGUGUGUUUGUGAGUGUGUGUGUCUGUUAUAUCACAGCAAGUUUUCAGUUCUUAAUAAUAUUCCCUGAAACAAAUGUAGACAUAAAGAUCAUCUACAAUUCGGUUAGAGGUGAAGAAGGCGGAGAGGAUGUGUGUUUUUUUAACUGAGAAGAAGAAGAUAGAUGACUGACAAAAUGAAAAGUACUCUCUAAUUAUAUUUUGGCUUUAUUUGUAUU
Molecule: messenger RNA, 2780 nt
Organism: Trichobilharzia szidati
Lineage: Eukaryota; Metazoa; Platyhelminthes; Trematoda; Strigeidida; Schistosomatidae
Source: the annotation of a GenBank genome assembly